AUGUUAUGUGCAAAUGUUCAUUCAGAUGAUGCCAUGGAAAUAUUUGUGGCAUUAAGGUCACCAAAAAUCACAGUGAUUGGGCUUACGACUAUUUUUGGAAACGUUUACACCACACUUGCCACUAGAAAUGCAUUGCAUUUGGUUGCUAGGAGAUCAGAUAUCCCUAUUGCAGAAGGAUCUCAUGUCAAUUAUACGGCGAUUCAACUGGACCCCACAUUCCCCAAAAACAUUGGACAAAUUGUUCUUUUUUGUGGUGCUUUUGCAGUAGAUAGGAGUGUGAAUCCGACUGCCGAGACUAACGAUUUGGGAGAUGAGAUCCCACUUAAAUGA
Messenger RNA from Lactuca saligna, 330 nucleotides. The record is from the annotation of a GenBank genome assembly. Lineage: Eukaryota; Viridiplantae; Streptophyta; Magnoliopsida; Asterales; Asteraceae.